CUUCUUCUGAGAGUCUGAGACUGAGGUUCUGAGUAGUCUGAACUCUGAGUGAGUACAUAAAAAAUAAAAUAAAAUCUCAGAUUCUGUUGAAGGGGUCGUGGAGAUUAGGAAAAUUGCGUGUUGUUGAAAGCAAGACAAUAGAUCUAUGGUAUCUUGUACACGACUUGAUUUCAUUGUUAUCCUUAUUAUGUUAAUUUUAUGAAUGAUCUGGACAUGUCUGGACUGUGUAUCAUUAGUUCAUUCCUUCUGUAUUUUAUGAUUUUUAUGACAACAUCCAAGUUGUGAGACACCAUAUAAGGCUAUUACCUCGGCUAUUCCAAACAUUUCAAGGAAAUGUCCCUUGAAACUGUUUAUAAGUUUACUUUUUAUAUUAUUUAAACAGUGCUGCUAUUUAUAUUUUUCCAAUGCUAUUUUUGAAUACAUGAGUUUUAAUUCAGCAAAUCAUAUUCACAUUGGAAAGCCCAUGGAGCUGAGGUGAACAUUUGCAUAUUGAAUUAGUUUUCCUUUCCUGACAAUGGCUUCUAUCACAAAGAGAUCAUGGAAAUUCCAGGACUUCAUGGCUCACAGUGCCAAUGUGAACUGUCUUUCCCUCGGCCACAAGUCAGGAAGAGUAAUGGUUACUGGGGGUGAUGAUAAGAAGGUGAACCUGUGGGCAAUUGGAAAGCAGAGUUGUUUUAUGAGUUUGAGUGGCCAUACAACACCUGUAGAUUGUGUGCAGUUCAAUCAGUUGGAAGAAUUAGUGUGUGCUGGUUCAAGAGCUGGUGCUUUGAAAGUGUGGGACUUGGAAGCUGCCAAAUUAGUCCGAACUCUGAAUGGACAUAAGUAUGCUAUCAAAUGCAUUGAUUUUCAUCCUUAUGGAGACUUUCUUGUGUCUGGCAGUGCUGAUAGUUCCAUCAAAAUGUGGGACACCAGGAAAAAAGGUGUUCUUUUCACCUAUAAUGGUCAUAAAGGUACAGUGAAUAGUGUAAAAUUCAGUCCUGAUGGCCAGUGGAUUGCUACUGGUGGUGAAGACUCAAGCCUGAAAAUUUGGGACCUAAGAGUUGGGAGAGUAUUGAAAGAUUUUCAAGAACAUAUAAACCCUGUAACAUGUGUGGAAUUUCAUCCACAUGAGUUUUUGUUAGCAAGUGGAAGCAUAGAUAGAUCAGUUAACUUUUAUGACUUGGAAAAUUUCAAUUUAGUGUCUACUGAACCUGAAAUAGGAGCAGUAAGAUGUUUGUGCUUCAAUCCAGAUGGAGAGUGUAUGUUCACUGGUACAAGAGACUACUUGAAGGUUGUUGGAUGGGAGCCAAACAGACUCUAUGAUUCCAUACCAGUUUACUGGGGGAGAGUUAGUGAUAUUUCAACAGCUACUAAUCAAUUGAUUGGUGCCUCCUUUCACCUCACCAACGUCCAAGUCUACGUUGUGGAUUUGAAAAAGUGCAAGCCUCUUGGUACAUUUGUGUUAGAUUCCGGCGCCAACCCAUUUACGCCCAAUCAAAGUAUUAGGAAAAGUUUCUCCAAAGCAGACCGGCCUCUUAGCUUAAACAGUCGUAUGCUAGACGUGAAGACUAUUGAAGAAAGCACCUCUGGUACAGACCCUGAAGAGGAGUCAACCGCCGAUAUAACCAACAUCAAAGAUUACAAAGAAAUUUUCAGGGGAAAAGGGCAUCCCUCAGAACCUCAAGUCCUUGGAAAUCUGAUUAGUGACAGUUUUGAAGCUCUCUCUCUUGACAAUAAUAUCAACAAUUACAAGAAUUCACCUCCACGACUCACUACCAGCCAUUAUGAGAGGUCAAAAUCUAAUUUGGAUCAGGUAUAUAACAGUCGGCAACAAAAUAGAGAAAAUAUUCUGCCAGAGAUGAACAAAACGAAAACAACUGUCAAAUUUGUUGGACUACAGAGGCAGAGUAGUUGUAAAGAUGUUCCUGAAAAAGCACCUAAAGCGAGCAAUAUUAGACAUAGUGUGUCCGAAGUUAAUAUAAACAAAGGUUUGCUUUCCUCAAGAAAUUCUUCAAGGAAAAAUUCCUUUUCAAAGCCUAGUCGAAACUCAAGUGUACCUAAUGUAUCGAAAAUAACGAAUUCAAAUAGUGCCAAGAUAAUUGAAAAAAGUUCUAUCAAACCAACGUUUACUCCAGUGGACAUAUAUGUCAACUCCAGAAUAUCUCCAGAAGAACGGCAUGAAGAAGAAGAUGAAGAUUUUAUACCCAUUGCUAUUGACAGGCCUGUGGGAUUAGAUCUGGACGAUUUUCUUCCGAAAAACCACAACACACUGGGGCUCCAGCAGCAACUACCGGACAUGUCAGAAGCAGAAGUAUUAGGCAUAGUGAUGAGAGGCCAUGAACCAAUGAUGGGUAUACUGAGCACCCGCCAAAGAAGUAUGAAAGUGGUCUUAGCACAAUAUCGUAGUAAAGAUAUGAAAGCUGCCAUUGAAACUGCCUUGGCUAUGGAUGAUAUAGCCAUUCUUGUUGAUAUUUUAUGUGUAAUUAAUAAUAAAUACUCAUUAUGGAACCUAGAUUUGUGUGUUUUGCUACUACCGAAAAUUUUGGACUUAUUGCAGAGUAAAUAUGAAAUUUAUCUGAUGGUAGGAUGCAACACUCUGAAGCUGGUUCUCAAACACUUUGGACCAGUAAUAAGAAAUAACAUACAAGCGCCGAUCGGAAGUUUCGGAGUGGACAUCCCUCGAGAGGAGCGGUACCAGAAAUCUCUCAAGUGCCAGGACAUGCUCAGCCACAUCAGAUCGUUUAUCGUGAAAAAGCAAACUCUGCCUGGCAUCGGUACUUCCUUCAAGGAAGUGUAUACACUAAUGCAAAAUUUCCUCGACUGACGGCCGCCCAAACUAGGUUUGCUCAAAUUUAAGAAUGCUAGCCUUUGAAAUGGAAUAUUAGAUAAUAGCGGUAUUAGAAUUCGACAUUUUAUAAUUGGUGACGCUUUAAUGGAAAAUAUUUAUUAUUCCAGAUUUUUUUGGGAUUUUCUCCUCGUCUCUAUUAAAUAAAAAUAUGAAUACUGUUUCAAUAUACUUGUAGUGAGGACAAAUCAGAGGAUUUGCCCCAAAAUGUCACUGCGUUUAAAGAAUUUUCCUUUCAAAUUCACUAG
This is a messenger RNA of Phaedon cochleariae (mustard beetle), 3072 nucleotides long. The record is from the annotation of a GenBank genome assembly. NCBI's taxonomy places the organism in Eukaryota, Metazoa, Arthropoda, Insecta, Coleoptera, Chrysomelidae.